Polyodon spathula (Mississippi paddlefish) is the source of this 1953-nucleotide messenger RNA. Its product is annotated as extensin-like. NCBI's taxonomy places the organism in Eukaryota, Metazoa, Chordata, Actinopteri, Acipenseriformes, Polyodontidae. The record is from RefSeq and is a predicted model, not a curated record. The transcript has 2 exons. The coding region runs from base 1 to 1953 and encodes 650 amino acids.
AUGAAGGAGUGUUUGAUACUCUGGAGCACGUCUGCUUUCGUUCUGCAGAUGAAGCACAGCUUCUGCUCCACAGUACAGUUUCUUGCGUCACCUCACUCCCUAACCAGCGUCACCUCACUCCCCAACCACCAUCAACUCAUUCCCCAGCCAGUGCCACCUCAAUCCCCAACCAGUGCCACCUCACUCCCCAACCACUGUCACCUCACUCCCCAGCCAGCGCCACCUCACUCCCAAACCAGCGCCACUUCACUCCCCAACCAGCGUCAAUCCCCAACUACCAUCAACUCAUUUCCCAGUCAGCGCCACCUCACUCCCCAACCAGCACCACCUCACUCCCAAACUAGUGCCACCUCACUCCCCAACCAGUGUCACCUCACUCCCCAACCACCAUCAACUCACUCCCCAGCCAGCGCCACCCCACUCCUAAACCAGCAUCACCUCACUCCCCAACCAGUGCCACUCACUCCAAAACCAGCACCACCUCACUCCCCAACUAGUGCCACCUCACUCCCCAACCGGUGUCACCUCUCUCCCCAACCAGAGCCUCCUCACUCCCCAACCAGCCCCACCUCACUCCCCAAACCCCAUCACCACACUCCCCAACCAGCACCUCCUCACUCCCCAAACCCCAUCACCUCAUUCACCAACCAGCGCCUCCUCACUCCUCAAACCACAUCACAUCACUCCCCAACCAGCGCCUCCUCACCCCUCAAACCCCAUCAAUCCACUCCCCAACCAGCAUCUACUCACUCCUCAAACCCCAUCACCUCACUCCCCAACCAGCGCCUCCUCACUCCCCAAACCCCAUCACCUCACUCCCCAACCAGCGCCUCCUCACUCCUCAAACCCCAUCACCUCACUCCCCAACCAGCGCCUCCUCACUCCCCAAACCCAUCACCUCAUUCACCAACCAGCGCCUCCUCACUCCUCAAACCCCAUCACCUCACUUCCCAACCAGCACCUCCUCACUCCUCAAACCCCAUCACCUCACUCCCCAACCAGCGCCUCCUCACUCCUCAAACCCCAUCACCUCACUCCCCAACCAGCGCCUCCUCACUCCUCAAACCCCAUCACCUCACUCCCCAACCAGCGCCUCCUCACUCCUCAAACCCCAUCACCUCACUCCCCAACCAGCACCUCCUCACUCCUCAAACCCCAUCACCUCACUCUCCAACCAGCGCCUCCUCACUCCCCAAUCACCUCAGUGCCUCCUCACUCCCCAAACCCCAUCACCUCACUCCCCAACCAGCACCUCCUCACUCCCCAAACCCCAUCACCUCACUCACCAACCAGCACCUCCUCACUCCCCAACCACCAUCACCUCACUCACCAACCAGUGCCUCCUCACUCCCCAAACAGUGCCUCCUCACUCCCCAAACCCCAUCACCUCACUCCCCAACCAGCGCCUCCUCACUCCCUAAACCCCAUCACCUCACUCACCAACCAGCACCUCCUCACUCCCCAACCACCAUCACCUCACUUACCAACAAGCACCUCCUCACUCCCCAAACCCCAUCACCUCACUCCCCAACCAGCGCCUCCUCACUCCCCAAACCCCAUCACCUCACUCCCCAACCAGCGCCUCCUCACUCCUCAAACCCCAUCACCUCACUCCCCAACCAGCGCCUCCUCACUCCCCAAACCCCAUCACCUCACUCCCCAACCAGCGCCUCCUCACUCCCCAAACCCCAUCACCUCACUCACCAACCAGCGCCUCCUCACUCCCCAACCACCAUCACCUCACUCCCCAACCAGCGCCUCCUCACUCCCCAAACCCCAUCACCUCACUCCCCAACCAGCGCCUCCUCACUCCCCAAACCCCAUCACCUCACUCCCCAACCAGCGCCACCUCACUCACCAACUAGUGCCUCCUCACUCCCCAACCAGCGCCUCCUGACUCCCCAAACCCCAUCACCUCACUCCCCAACCAACGCCACCUCACUCACCAACUAG